This is a messenger RNA of Rana temporaria (common frog), 5473 nucleotides long. It is a transcript of the gene POM121, whose product is annotated as POM121 transmembrane nucleoporin. The coding region runs from base 35 to 3238 and encodes 1067 amino acids. Gene Ontology annotation, biological process: RNA export from nucleus; protein import into nucleus. The record is from RefSeq and is a predicted model, not a curated record. The transcript is spliced from 13 exons. Gene Ontology annotation, molecular function: structural constituent of nuclear pore. Gene Ontology annotation, cellular component: nuclear pore. Lineage: Eukaryota; Metazoa; Chordata; Amphibia; Anura; Ranidae.
GGUAUUUAAGGCCUGGCGCGGCGCGCGGGGGAUCAUGUGUCCGUCCAGCGGGCACGAAGGAGGGUGGUGGGUAAGGUUGAAGCGGGUGUUCCGGGCCUGGCGGAGUCAGGAGGUGCGGCCGGUGUUUCUGCUCGUACCCGCGGGCCUGCUUCUCCUCCUAGUACUCUACUUCUACCCUGUGCUCAGCGCUCUAGGGUUGUGUGCGGCCGGCGCCUGGCUUUACUAUAGUUCCUCGGGGACAGCCGUGUGGAGGCAGCUGACGGGCGGAGCAGCCCCGGGGAGGCGGCAGAGGCCUGUGGGAUAUAGAAGGCAGAGGGAGCCGGUCCUGAAGUGGACUCCUGCUUCCUUGCUGUUACUCAUGGGUAGCUAUCUGGGCAAGCAGGACCCUCCGGCCCGGGCAAUGGGCAGAGGAAGCAGGGAGCUGAAGGAAAGGUUAUCCAGACCUAACCCUGCUGUGCCAACCCCUGCCAGGCGUCUGUCUUUCAGAGAGACACCUGCACUAUCCAGUCGGGCAUUUCUGAGCCCACGUAGACGUUACCCAAUCCAUCAACCGCAGUACAGCAUGCCUGGUUCUCUUCCUACUGUGUAUUUUGAUGGAUACCAGAAAAAAUGCUUGCUUUCACCAAAGUCUUCUCUGGUACGCAGUCCUGUUACUGUGAAAAUUGCACGGCCAGACCCAAAAAUCGCUCGUUCACCUGUCCUGGAUAACCUGCUGUCUCCAGGACCAGCAUCUCCACUGGCUCAGUGUGCACCAGAUCCAUGUGCAAAAGAAACUGUACUCAAUGCCAUCAGAGAAAGCAGGAAACGGAUGAACAAAGAUGAGCACAGUACAACUGGAGGAUUGGAAAACAAGAGGAGGAGGCAAGGCAGCAGUGGAAGUCGAGACUCCUCAUUUGAGUAUACUUUACCAAAUGGAACUUUGCCUUCUUGUGUCUCAAAGCUCGACGGCUUAAAAAGAGGUCUCAAUUCACACAUUCUGGAAGACACCGUCAACAAAAGGUCGCGGACCUCCUCGAUCAGUUCGUUGAAUAGUUCCGCAAUUAAUGGAAUUGCAAUGUCUUCUCACAAUGCAAUCAGCAGCUCCUACAGUUCUAGCAAAGUCAUCCUGCAGAAAAGAAAGCGAACACAAAAUGUAUCUGCAGUUUCAAGUUCACCCUCAUCCAGGAGCCAGACGCCAGAUCUUUCAGCCAAAAAAGCAAGAGAUGAAUCGCAUGAAAAUAGUCCAUUGUCUGCUCUGCAACAAAACAAAGACCAGACUGGAAGACUUUGUGACACUCCUCCCAACUCUUCUGUAAACUCCUCCAGUGAAAACGGGAGUGGUGGAAACCGAAGGAAAAAAGUGUUGCUGGUCUACUCCGGACGUAGUGAUCAGUACCCACUGCCUCCUCCACCUCUGGUUGGAUACAGUGUCACAUCAAAAGACUUUGACUCUGAAAAGAAGGCUUCUCUACAAAGGUUGAACAAGGCACUGGAAGAUGCAUCUGGAUCAAUUGCACUCAGCGCUGCACCCUCAACCGUUUUACUCAGCUCUGCAUCCUCCACAACAGCAACUACUACCUUAACAUCUUCUUUGUUCAACCUGCCUACUACUACAGCUGCAGCACUGACUUUACCAACCUCCUCUGCUAGCAGUAACCCUCUUCUUCUCAGCCUAGCUAAAAUGCAAAAUGACGAGAAACAAGCACCAGCACAGACUGUGCAUAAAGGCGCUUUAAAUGAAAAAAUAGCAACGUUGACUUCUUCCGAGCUUGCAGUCAGUGUUGGCAAUCCUCUCACAGCACCUUCCCUUUCUGCUCCAGUGGUUACAGAAAGUUCUAACCGUGUACCACUCCCUCAAACGAAUGCUGCACAGCCCAAAUUGGAGACCCCAAAAUCUACUGUCCUCCAGCUUCUUACUAAACCAUUGGAAAACAAUUUGCAGACUGGAUUUCAGCCAGUUUUCCCAACAAGUGUGACAACUCCCCUUGCUGUUUCCUCCACUGGGCCAUCUACAACUUCAAAUUCAGUUUCUUCAGCAAAUACAUUCAAACCAAUAUUUGGCGAUCAGAAUACUCAGCCAGCCUCCACUGUAAGCACAUUCAAACCAAUAUUUGGAGAUUCUACAGCUCAGCCAUCCGCUUCUCCUUCAUCUUUCACAUUCCAGAUGAAUUCGACAUCCUCUGCUGCCAGCUCUCUGUUCUCUGCAUUUGGUGCCAAAAGCACCAAUACAACGCUCGGUACAGAAAGUGCUACUAGGCCUUCUCUGGCUCCCCUCACCUCCAACAACUGCAGCACUACUAACACCUUUACUGCAUCUUUGUUCUCAGCAGCAACUUCUGCUGGUGGAUCAAACCCUGCUCCAGUAAACUCAUUUCAGGCAAGUAAUGCACCAUCAGAUUCCCAAGCCAAACAAUUUGUUUUUGGGCAGACUCCUACCUCGCAAGCUACUUCUGGCUUAAACAUGUUUGGCAGUACCCAGUCUGCACCUACAGCAGCGCCUCAGCCCCAACAGCCAUCUGUGUUUGGAUCGAACACCUCUGCAUUUACAGCUACAAUUAGUUCAAACGCUCCUGCAUUCCCGACUAACUCUGGCACAUGUGCAUUUAACAGCACCUCAGGGAGUGGUGUUCAAGCAGAAAACCUUGCACAAAAUUCUGUUAAUUUUGGGUCAUCUGGAACUCAACCUACCUUUGGAACAACGGGCACCCAGCCAGCUUUUGGAAGCGCCUCCCAGCCAACAUUUGGUGCCAACUCUCAACCAGCAUUUGGUGGGAAUACUACUUUUGCAUUUGGAAAUUCUACGCCUGCUGCCUCUAAAGUAACAUUUGGCAAUAUGAACAGUACCCAGACCAACAGCACCCCUGCUACAAACCUUUUUGGGGCAAAACCUUUUGCUUUUGGGGACAACGCUAACUCUGCUUCAACCUUUGGUACACCAAAUGCCACGCCUGCUCUGACAUUUGGGAACCCUUUGGCUCAGAAUAACAGUGCUAUCACAAAUCCAAGCACACCCUUGAACUUUGGGACGCCGGGACCAGCCGAAAACAAGCUUGCUUUUGGCUCUCAGUUCGGCCAGAACUCUCCUGCUGGAUCCCUUCAAUUCGCUACUUCAACUCCAUCAUUUGCCUCCCCUGGUACUUUUGGUCAAGGUGUUCCAAGUCAAGGUACUCCAGGAAGCUUUUCAAUUGGCUUAAUAUCCAAACCUGCAGGAUCACGGCAGAGGGUAAUGGCACGACGUCAGCACCCUCGAAAGAAGUGAAUGCUUUGUUUAUAACCGUUGUGUGCUCCUUGAAGACUGGUGUUUUUGUUUUUUCUUACUUGUGGUGUGUUUUUUUUUUUUUUAAAGGAAUCUGAUUGGAUAAGACACCCUUAGGUGCCAAUAAGUUGUGAAAAUCCAAUAUAAACAGGUCACAUCUGCAACAUUCAGAGAGGAUUGAUUAUUGCAGUGACAGUGUUGAUCCUUUUGCUGGGUUAAAACAGCCACACUUGUGACAUGCAAAAAUGCAGAUUACACUGCCAAACUGUAUUGGCUACUGUUUUGUGUAUGUUAACAUUAACACUCACCUCUGCGAUGCACUUUUCAAUCCAGAAUGCACAAGCAUUGUAAACUCUUCAAAAAUUGUAUUUUUCAUCAGUUCUUGAGGAUUCUGUUCACUAUUAAGUCUGUUCAUUUACAGUGCCUUUUUUUUUUUGGCCAGAACUCUCCUGCUGGACCCCUUCUUUUUGAAAUUCACCACCCCCCCACCCCCCCCCCUCUUUCUGCCUCUUAUCUUGCUAACAUAUUGAAGGUGUUUGCCACCUAAUGAGCAGCGUGAAUAUUUUCAGCGGGGCUAAAGCCCAGAACUGCUGAAAUAUGCCUGAACUGUUCACAAUGAAUGUUUCCUGCCCUUGUUUCCAAAAUACUGACUUGAUGUCUGUACUAGAUUUGCCCAAUGCACUGUACUCUUCCCAUAGUUCAAGUAGACUGUAAAGAUUAUCAUCUGAUCCUGUCCUGGAUACAGACUGCUUGGUGGCAAUGGCUUACAAGCCAUGCUGGAAGCUGUUGAUGAUUUAGAUGCCAUGUAUAUAUUUUAUACUUCUAAACUUUAGGAUGCUAAGUGUUAGGACUGUCGCUCUGUACAGUUCUCCCCCCUUCAGUGCAGACUGUAAAGUUAUUAACAAGACGGCAAGAUCUUAAAUUAUGGCUGUCUGUAUUUGUCAGUUAUUUAUCUGUGUUGUGAAAAAUCGUACUUGUAAGCUACCUCUAAGGGGAAGAUUGGGAGUGUUAAGCAUGUUCGAAUGAGAUUGUGUGGUAAGUGAUGUAGUAUGUGUGGUCUACCAAUGUGACCAUUUUUAGAGCGAUCUUUUCGUGAAUGAAUGAACCUGCCAAGCUUCUAGGGCUUUGUUUCAAUCAAGCCAGGACCUUUUUUAUUUUUUUUCCUUUGGAAAUUAAGCAGCUAAAACACAAUGCAUAUGUAUGUGCAACUCUGUAUCUGAUUUUUGCAGCAUCAGAUUGCCUUCCCACCUCCAGCUUGUUUGUUGGGUUGACUGAGAAUCGGCAUGCAGGGAAAAUCUCCGGUGUGCUUUCUAAGUGAUGGUGCUGUACUGCUCUGCUGUAAUAUAAAUAUUUUUUUUUUUUUUUUGCACUUCAAAGUGCAAUCACAUCCCUGACACUGACAUCUGUGAGACAUAAGGCUACAUUUUUUGUCGGCUUUGUAAAUGGUAUUCUCUUUAGUUUAUGCUUGCACUGGGUUCUGUAUUGACCAUUAUACCUGGCUUGUUGCCAUGAGAGAACUAGACCAUUUCUUAAUCUAUAUAAAAAUUGGUGUCUAUGGUUCCUCUGUGUCAAAGCAAAAUGAGCUUAUUUGGGUACACAGGCUAAUUGGGUCUUAGCCAGCAAAACCAAAUAUAUUUACCAUAUUUCUUUAUUGUCUUGGCUUACAAGAUAUACUGUAAUUUUAAAAAUGGGAGGUAAAAUGGUUUGAUUUUUCUCAGAGAAGCAGUUGGAUCCAUACAUCCCUGGCUGCCCCCUAACUGCCUUAUGAGGUACAGCAGUAUUGGGAAAUUUGAGGAGGUAUUCUGCAGUCAGGGUUGGAUAAACGGCUUGCAGCCAGGUAAGCAUAGAGGUCCGAUCUCUUACCACAUGGCUUUCUUUUAAACAUGGAAGGUAAUGCUAAUGUUCUCUUACAAACCAUAAAACAGUGGUUUGAGCAGAAACCUCCCUACGACUAAGCAUAUACAGCUUUAACCCUUGUCUGGUGUAUAUGUAGAACACUUUAAAAUACUCAAAUGUCUAUUUUGUAUACAUCAGUUCUAAGCCCUAUAUAGCAAGGCAGUAGUCCUCAUCUCUGCUGUAGAUUGAUUCUGUAUGGCUUUGUGUAUGUUUGGCAAAUGUGUGUAUAUAUUGGAAGUUUGCAGUUUGCCUGUAUUAGGUUUGGGAGGAUUUUUAGAAUAUUUUUUUUUAUGAUUGUCCUAUGUCUUAAAACUCAUUUUAAAUAAAACAAAAUUGCUUGUA